Eruca vesicaria subsp. sativa (arugula) is the source of this 2262-nucleotide messenger RNA. NCBI's taxonomy places the organism in Eukaryota, Viridiplantae, Streptophyta, Magnoliopsida, Brassicales, Brassicaceae. The record is from the annotation of a GenBank genome assembly.
AUGAACGGGAGACAGAGAUCUGGCGUAGCGGCGGUUCACCACCAGAGACAGCUCUCCGACAACCUUCUCGACAUGUCCAAUGGCAGAUGGCUCCAAUCCACUGGUCUCCCUCACUUUCAGCCAUCCCCCAAUGAUUAUGGAUACUAUGCUGGUGGUGGUGGACAAGGAGCAAGAGGAUACCAGAAUGCUCAGAGAGGGAACGAGUUCUUUGGAGAACCAACAACUCCUCAAUACGGUUCUCGUCCAACGAGUCAAAGAAGGAACAAUGAUGAAUCUGAGUUUAGUCCUGGUCUCUUAGAUCUGCAUUCUUUUGAUACUGAGCUUCUUCCUGAGAUUCCAGUCUCUAACCAGUUAGAUGGACCGUCAAUGUUCAAUCCUAGUCAGAGCCAGAGCUUUGAUGACUUUGAGGCUUACAACAAGCAGCCUAACCGUAGCCGUGUUUUGGCUGAUAACUUGGCAGCUGAGAAGGAAAAGAUGAAUGCUGUUGCAAAGAUCAAAGUUGUUGUGCGUAAGAGGCCACUUAACAAAAAGGAGUCGGUAAAAAAUGAAGAAGAUAUUAUUGACACACAUUCCAAUUGCUUAACAGUUCACGAAACCAAAGUCAAGGUUGACUUGACAGCCUAUGUUGAAAAACAUGAGUUUGUGUUUGAUGCUGUGCUAGAUGAGGAAGUAUCAAAUGAUGAGGUUUAUCGUGAGACAGUGGAGCCUGUUGUGCCAUUAAUUUUCCAGCGCAUCAAAGCCACUUGCUUUGCAUAUGGGCAGACAGGUAGUGGUAAAACCUAUACCAUGAAGCCUUUGCCUCUUAAGGCUUCAAGGGAUAUCCUAAGGUUGAUGCACCACACAUACAGAAACCAAGGGUUUCAGUUGUUUGUCAGCUUCUUUGAAAUCUACGGUGGAAAGCUUUAUGAUCUCCUCAGUGAGAGGAAGAAGCUGUGCAUGAGAGAGGAUGGUAAGCAGCAAGUGUGCAUCGUUGGUUUGCAAGAGUACAGAGUAUCUGACACAGAUGCGAUUGUGGAGCUUAUCGAGAGAGGAAGUGCAACAAGAAGUACUGGAACUACUGGUGCAAAUGAAGAAUCCUCUCGCUCACAUGCUAUACUUCAGCUCGCUAUUAAAAAAACAGCUGAGGGGAAUCAGUCAAAGCCCCCUCGCCUCGUUGGAAAGCUUUCUUUCAUUGAUCUUGCUGGAAGUGAACGUGGUGCAGACACAACAGACAAUGACAAGCAGACGAGAUUGGAAGGAGCAGAGAUCAAUAAGAGCUUACUCGCCUUAAAAGAGUGUAUUAGAGCUCUGGAUAAUGAUCAAGGUCAUAUUCCUUUUAGAGGAAGUAAGUUGACUGAAGUUCUCAGGGACUCUUUCAUGGGGAAUUCUCGUACUGUAAUGAUAUCUUGCAUAUCUCCAAGCUCUGGAUCAUGUGAGCACACACUUAACACCUUAAGAUACGCUGACAGGGUCAAGAGUCUCUCGAAGGGAAACGGGUCUAAGAAAGAUGUGUCUUCUUCAACGUUAAACCUAAGGGAGUCCACAAAAGUUCCUUUAUCUACCGCACUUCCUACUCCAUCCAACUAUGAUGAUGACGUGAAUGAGACGUGGGGUGAAGAAAACGAUGACUUUGAUGCAUCGGAUUACGAGCAAGAGAAACAAAUGUGGAAGAAAAACGUGAAGCCAGAGGUAUCCUAUGCACAGGAGAGAAUCCAGAAGCCUACUAUUCCGGUGAAGUCAAGAGACAUGCCAACAAGGCCUGAUAUGAAGAAGUCUAACUCCGAUGACAAUCUUAAUGCGCUUCUGCAGGAAGAAGAAGACCUUGUGAAUGCUCACCGUAAACAAGUUGAGGACACCAUGAACAUAGUAAAAGAGGAGAUGAAUCUGCUGGUGGAAGCAGACCAACCAGGAAACCAGUUAGAUGGUUACAUUUCAAGACUGAACACAAUUCUAUCCCAGAAGGCUGCUGGUAUACUCCAACUACAGAACCGUCUUGCUCAUUUCCAGAAGCGCCUUAGGGAGCACAAUGUAUUGGCAUCUACCACCAAUGGGUACUGACCCCCUCCUCUUCGAGUAAAUACUGGUCCUCCUUUUAUCGACCUCGUCUCAGGUUUUGCACUUGGUGACCUCUUCUGGCUUUGACUUGAGUUCAUUCAGAAGUUUAUCUAUAUUUACAGCUUGCUGCCGCACUUGAAUUUGUUCAGGUUCUUGUUAUAGAUGAUUUGUUGCAGAAGAUGAAAUACCUAUGUAAUAAUUUUUGCUAUUGUGAUAUUGAUGAGCUUG